Actinia tenebrosa (Australian red waratah sea anemone) is the source of this 3334-nucleotide messenger RNA. RefSeq lists its product as uncharacterized. The record is from RefSeq and is a predicted model, not a curated record. NCBI's taxonomy places the organism in Eukaryota, Metazoa, Cnidaria, Anthozoa, Actiniaria, Actiniidae. Gene Ontology annotation, molecular function: protein binding.
GUUUGAUAUCAUGUCUGGAACCAUGAGCAAAGUUUUACUGAAUGCCCCUUUCACAGAAACAGAAGUACAAGAUGGCAAGCUUGUAUACRUCUUCGACAAGAAGCAACACGCUCAAACUCUUCUUCACAACCUUAUUGUCAUGCAAGACAAUGACGAAGGAAGUCUGACAGAUGUGGUCAUCACCAGUAAAGAGAAUGAGCAGUUUUAUUUCCAUGGACCUAUCCUGGCUGCUUUGAGUAAAAACCUAGAGGAAAAUCUUGUGAAACGAGGUCUUGGCUCUGCAGCCUCUUUCAUCUCCAAAACUGUCAUGGAGGAAAAUUUCAGCUCRGAAGCUAUUCAGUGUCUGUGGGACUAUGCUUACACAUCAGUCGUAACUAUUACUCCGUCCAAUAUGAACGAGGUGAAGGAGCURGCAGAACAUUAUGGUAUCGACAGCUUAAAGAGAGAAUGCAAAGUGCAAGAAGAGGAAAAUUUCAAUGAUGACUGCGAUGGUGUUGAGCUCAAAUUCAAAGAUCUCCCUGAAUUCAUACUAAACGCUUUGUAUGUGCUUCUUAAAGGCAGCAAUAUUUGUUCAACUGCUGUAACAAGUUCUGACCCCUUGGCUAAGAUUCCAUGCCAUUGCGCCAUCCUGGCUGCAGCUACCAGUGAGCUAGCAUGUGGAGACUCUCAUGAAAACCUGCAAGUAAAUGAUGCUACUUUUCAAGCCAUACCUGCUUUCCUGAGGUACCUCUAUACAGCUAGCCUGAUGGUCUGGCCUGGUACGGUACAACAAUUACUAGAAAUGGCAGUAGAGUUUAACCUGCCUGGCAUGGGACAGGCGUGUUGUUGCUGGCUGAAAGAUGCCUUGUCACCUGACAACGUCUUGAGCUUAAUGAGCAUUGCGAAGGCUUGGCAAGUAAAUGUUCAAGAUCAAAGUUCAGGCGUAGGAAGCGAAGAUGGCUUCAUACCAGUGUCCCUGUACGACGCAUUAGAAGAUCUUUAUCAGUCUGCAAGAUCACUUGCCUUGAAGGAUUUCCUYGAUGUUCAAAACAGCGAGGAUUAUUCGGAGAUGUCUUUGGCAGAGUUGCUAGACUUGAUUGUUGAUGACGAUCUUAGCGUGGGUUCAGAGGAAGACGUCUUCUAUGCUGUCAUGAAAUGGGUAGAAUGUGACCCAGAAACACGUGGCGUGGAGCUGCCAAACCUUCUUCAGUCUGUUCGCCUGGAGCACAUGUCGGUUGGAUUCCUCCAUACCAUCAAGGAACAUGACUUGGUGAAAACGAACCCCUAUUGUGUUGAGGUGAUAAAGAAAGCAUUGAGAGAUUUACUUGAACAGGAUUAUCCUGAGGGAGACGUUCAAUUCAGCGAAGGAGCUGAGUAUUUUUUACCCGAUUUUAGUUCUAAACAGUGUGCCCCAGCAAACUACGAACCGAUCUUUAGCAUUCCACAUCCACCCGAGUGUACACCGGAUUUCAACCCAGUUCCUGAAUCCAUUCCGUUUGAUGCAGCGUCGCUACCCGAAUGCUUUGACCAGUCGUACGAUGACGAUGGAAGAACCUUACWAGAAACAACUACACAAGGUCUUCCAAGAAAGCCAGAUAUGAGGCUGAGAAAAAACAGAAACUCUUUCCUUGAAGAAGGGAAAAACCUGGAUGGGACGCCCGACAAAAGACUCAGGGAAAACAAGAGUCAACAUUCUGCAGCCAGAAAACUAGAGUAUCCAACGGAGGAUUUGCCAAGAAGGAAAGAUGGGCAACCCGAUAGAAGAUUUAAAGCAGUGAAGGAGUUGGAAAAUGYUAAUGCACCAUGCAGAAAAGAUGGAAAACCAGACAUGAGAUUUAAAGUCAACAAAACGAUGAAAGCAGUCAAAGAAAAUGGCCAAGAUGCGCUUGCCAAACUGAAGCUGUUGCCUCAAGGACCGACAAGAAAGGAUGGAAAACCAGACAUGAGAUUUAAAGCAAAUCGCUUUCCUACGAAAGGAGUUCUGUGUAAUGGACCAACUAGAAAAGAUGGCCAACCAGAUAUGCGCUAUUCCGCCAACAAACAGAAGGUAGAUAUUGAAUAUCUGACUACAGAACACGACGCGUGUACAAAAGGUCCAAGGAAGAAGGAUGGCAGUCUGGAUAUGCGUUACUCAGAGAACAAAAAGGCUGCAGCUAUAGCUUCUGGACCGUUGAAGAAGGAUGGUACUCCUGACAAGCGAUUUGCUGUUAAUAAACAUCCCAGUGACACAAUAAGCAAGGUGGCACCGGGUCCAGUGAAGAAGAAUGGAGCCCCAGACAUGCGGUUUGCUGCAAACAAGGGAAUUUCUGCCUACGCCUCAUCAGGACCACUGAAGAAAGAUGGAACUCCUGAUAUGAGGUGCCGUGCCAACAGAAACUCGCCUGAUGUAAGUGUCCGUGGUUCAUCAAGUGGAGGGGUAAACGUUUCAUGUGGUCCAUUGAAAAAAGACGGCACUCCAGAUAUGAGGUACAGUGGCAACAAGAGUUCAAAUGCCUCAAGUGUCAGCUCAGGAUGCUCCAGCAUCGGCGGAUCUACUAUGUCUAUGUCGAGUAGUUCGUCUGGAAGCUAUGGCUCUUCUGUUGCAAGUGGUCCAUUGAAGAAAGAUGGCACCCCUGAUAUGAGGUACAGAAGCAAUAAAAGCUCAAGUAGUUCAAGCUUUGGCUCGUUAAGUAGUAGGAGUUCCGGUUGGUCUACUUCGUCGUAUUCAAGUGGUUACUCAGGAWRCUCAAAUGUUUCUACUUCGAGUGGACCGAUGAAAAAGGAUGGUACUCCUGACAUGCGUUACAAGGCGAACCGCCAUUAGAAUACUGUGUUACUGGCACUCCUUGCAUGCGUUACACGGCAAUCCGCCGUUAGGAUAUUGUGUUACUGGCACUCCUUACAUUUGUUACAAGGCAAUCAGCCGUUAGAAUACUGUGUUACUGGCACUCCUUUUACAUGCGUUACAAGGCAAUCCAUCGUUACAAACGCCUCGCCGUACCCUCCCCCUCAGGUCAACACRCGCCRYCGCUAUCGUUUCACCGACCAAUAACAAUCGAGGGGAGGGUACGUGAAGGCGUUUGUAACGACGAUCAUAAUCCGUUGCCCGGCUGAUGGUCGUGAGAACGGAGGAUUGAAGAUAGCCUGCGGGGAUUGGCAGAACACGAGAGAAGUUUUAGAAGCGGAGUGCUUCUCGACACUUCUCAAGUGUUCUGCCAAUGCCCAAGUGCUUUAUAACUCCAUACAGCACAGCACGUUUUUUUAUUUCUUUUAUAAAAUGCAAAGGGAGCGCGCUUGCUGUGUGCUCUCAUAAAGCACGCACUCUCAACCAAUCAGAAUGCGACAUUUAUUACAGUCAUUUUAAAAUUGCUUUCAA